Oikopleura dioica is the source of this 420-nucleotide messenger RNA. NCBI's taxonomy places the organism in Eukaryota, Metazoa, Chordata, Appendicularia, Copelata, Oikopleuridae. The record is from the annotation of a GenBank genome assembly.
AUGGGUUUUGGAGCCCAGGGGGAGGUGCAGGAAAUGGAAUAUGUAACAAUUGAAGAAGGACUCGUGGUCUUUGUUUGUUUCCGAGAGGGCGUAACUGACGACAUUUUGCCAAAAAUAGCGACAUCUGUUUUGUCUGGAAAGCUGUAUCAGACAGACGGGAAACCCAAAUCUGUAGAAUCAGACGAAGCGAAAAGCAUUCUGGUAAUUCCACAGGCGACUCUUGGAGGCAAGCUAAAGGGAAAGCAAGUUCAGUACCAUGGAAAUAUUUCCAAGUUAAAUGGUGAAGCCAUUUUUGAAAAGUUUCGAGAUAUUUUGACGAAGCAGUCGAAAACGACCCGUUGUGAGUUUGGAACAUACGGGAAUAGACAAGUUUUGCAAAUGGACACUGAAGGGCCAUUUUCUCACGUAUUUGAAUUCUGA